AUGAGGGAAUCUAGGUCAGGCUUAAGUGCAGAAAUAACGUCGAACGGGAGAGUUAAAAUGGAAUCGUGUUUGGGGUAUAGUGCUGAGCGAAACUUCGUCAAGCGGAGUCAGUUGAAAUGCAAAGAUGUUCCAUCGCAUCAUGGUCAUAGGAAACGCUUUUUCCCGGACACAUUGAGUGCUGAAGGUUCCAGCGGAAAAUUUCCACCGAGGGCGAUGAGAAGCGCUGCAACUCCUGAAACAUUUGACAGUUCUAAUGGUAUUCUUCCCACUUCAUACGAGAUUUUAACAAAUUAUCGAAGCAGACAGGAUUAUAGGUGCGCUAAAAAGACGCUUAGGAGGUCGGCAGUCUUAGAUUGUUUGAAAAAAACAAACUUACCGGACGACUGCGAAUUAGUUGUGUUAGAUGUCGGUCCAACGGGAAAACAAAUGAUUGUUCAAGACUUCGAAAAAUUUAGGGAAAAGGUUGGUUCUUGUCAGUUGUUUUCCGGUUACGAAUCCGAUUACUAUAAACAGUUGGCAGUGGUUGUACCCAAAGAGUUGAAAAACAAGCUCCUAAAACUCGCAGACGAAAUGACAGAGCCCUUGCUGGAGAGUACACAGAGAAACACUUUUGAGAUUGACGUUCCCAACACAAACUACAAGAUACAUUUUGGUUCGGGGUUUACACCACUUGAAGUGCUCUUUCCGGGAGAUUUUUGUUCCCUUUCUAUUGGAAACCUUCCGGUUUCGUGGGAAAGCCAGACAGAGUUUCCCGAGUCUUUUGACAGCAAACUUGUUUCCUUAGGUGCUACCAAUAUUGUCAGGUACAGUCCCACAUUAAAAAAAUUAUUUGAUGCCUCUGGUCUUAUACGGUUUGGAAGUAAAGAAGCAGCUUCUGCUGCUCUUAAUAAGCUGAAAACGGAUGGAAGUCAACACGACUUUUUUUAUGAGGUAAAUUUUGUGAAGAUGACUUGA
This is a messenger RNA of Enterobius vermicularis (human pinworm), 954 nucleotides long. Lineage: Eukaryota; Metazoa; Nematoda; Chromadorea; Rhabditida; Oxyuridae. The record is from the annotation of a GenBank genome assembly.